GAGAGAGAGAGAGAGAGAGAGUAUCUGUGUGUGUGAGAGAGAGAGAGAGAGAGAGAGAGGGAGAGUCUAAGAAGGCUUGUGUGUGUAUGCGCAUGUGUGAAUGAGGGUGUUAUCGUUGUUGUCCUCCACUGAGUCAGAGACACACAGACAGCUGAUGGUAAAACAUCAACUCCAAGCAGAGAGAAACAGAAAAAAACAAAACAGACAGAAAGAAAGAAAUCAAAUACAACUUGCAACAGAACUCAGGUGAAAUGGUCGUUUCCUCAGCAUUCGUCUUUGCCUAUUGGGCAAGUUUUCUGAUUGCAUAUGGUUGGUGCAGAGAAGGGGCAUGUCUUCAGGAUGGACAUCACAAGUCCAUGCCCAGUCCAGAGCCGAAUCUUAAAGAAUGCUCCUCAUACAUGGAGAAUGCUUGCUGCUCAGAGCAGGACACUGAGGACCUUACUGCUUCUACUAGCAGUGUAUCGUGGGACAGGUGUGGCUCUCUCAGUCCAGUGUGUGAGGAGUUCCUGAAGAGAGUCAUAUGUUUUUACCGCUGCUCUCCUGAUGCCACAUACUGGCCACACCCUCAGCGUGGCUCCUCCCUCAGGGUGGUGCCUCUGUGCCACAGCUUCUGCAGAGACUGGUAUGAAGUUUGUAAAUCAGACCUCACGUGUGCUCGAGACUGGACCCGUGAUCCCAGAGGACUAAACUGCACUGGCAGCUGCAUACCCUAUCAACAGAUGUACCAGCAUGGCCGAGACCUCUGCGAGAGCCUCUGGGGUGACGCCUUCAUGACCGUGGAGGAUGAGGCCCUGGAGGUCAAAGGCCGUGGCUGUGGAUGUUUGAACCUCAACGCCUCAGACCGAGAGGUCAUAGCUGCUCUGAGAACGCAGAAGGAUAACCCGGAUGAGCUGGACACCACCAAACACCAUGGAAACACCCUCUGCGCUCACACUGCAGCCACAGCGCCCCAGCAGGGGCAGAGGAACCACGGCAAGUCGGUGUUACACAAACGCUCAGCUCCCGCCGUCCACGACCCGGAGGGCAGCGGCAGCGGCUUCUAGACUCCCGAUUCUAGCAGCUUAUAAUAUUCUAAAUGAUGAAAUCACGACACAUUCUAGCAUGUUCUGAAAAAUCUAGCACCAGUUCUGGAAGCACAGAACACUGUUACUUCACACACUUGUGUUUUAUUUCACGUUUCCAGUUUCCUCCUAAAUUUCCUCACCUGUACAGCGUCAUUAGAAGAACACUGAUUAGACAGUCAUGCACCAGUGUCUGAAUCCAUCACCAAGCAUUUCAUUUAAAUGGUAAUUCAUGUUAUUCUUGGUCUCUUACUGACUAACACAUCAGACCUACUGAGUUAGCAGUCCACUUCCUGUUUACCUUCCAGCAGUCAGAGCAUCAAGAAUACAAUUUAUAUCGUCACACAAUCUACAUGAACUUAUAUUAAUAUAUUGUAUACACUGUAUAGUUAAAAGUAUGUGGACACCUGACCAUAAUAUCCAUAUGUGGUUCUUCAGCAAAUUGUUGCCAUGAAGAUGGAAGCACACAAUUGUAUAGAACGUCUUUGUACACUGUAGCAUUAGAAUUUCCCUUCACUGGAACUAAGAGGCCCAAACCUGUUCCAGCGUGAUGAUACACUUGUACACAAAGCGAGCUCCAAGAAGAUGCGGUGUGUUAAGUGUUAAGGUUGGAAGAAGGUCGAAGAACUGGAGUGUCCUGCACAGAUCCCUGACCUCAACCCCACUGAACACCUUUGGGAUGAACUGGAACUGGAGCCUCCUCGACAUCCCAACAUCAGCACCUGUCCUCAUCCUCACUAACGCUCUUGUAGCUGAAUGAUCACAAAUCCCCACAGUCACGCCCCAAAAUCCCCACAGCCACGCCCCAAAAUCUAGUGGAAAGCCUUCCCAGAAGAGAAAGUGGAGCGCAUUAUAACAGUAAAGACGGAAUCAAUCUGGAAUGGGACGUUCAACAAGUACAUAUGGGUGUGGUGGUCAAGGAUGCACAUACUUUUGGCCAUAAUGUGUAUUUAUAUUACACGUAAGUACAAUUUACACACUGUGAUCUGUAUAAUUAUAGUGUAUUACAGUAUAAUAAGUUUGGCAACUUUAGAAAUUAGCAAUUGCAGAGUGAAAGAUG
Molecule: messenger RNA, 2121 nt
Organism: Ictalurus furcatus (blue catfish)
Lineage: Eukaryota; Metazoa; Chordata; Actinopteri; Siluriformes; Ictaluridae
Gene: rtbdn
Product: retbindin
Exons: 6
Coding region: 252-1043 (263 amino acids)
Cellular component (GO): external side of plasma membrane
Molecular function (GO): riboflavin binding; signaling receptor activity; riboflavin transmembrane transporter activity
Source: RefSeq, a predicted model, not a curated record